Molecule: messenger RNA, 1653 nt
Organism: Camelina sativa (false flax)
Lineage: Eukaryota; Viridiplantae; Streptophyta; Magnoliopsida; Brassicales; Brassicaceae
Source: RefSeq, a predicted model, not a curated record
AUGGAAUUCAUAUCACCACCGUCUUCAAUCGUAAAAGUAAAAAACUAUCGAUCGCCGGAAAAGGAAGAAACAAAGGAAAACGAGUUUAUAGAGGUCGUCGGAGAGAACCCCUACCGUUUUAUUUCCCUAUAUAAAGGAUUGAUUGAUUUGUGCAAUGGUGAAAAAAAACCUAAACUUUUUUUUGCUGUUUCAUCGAUCUCAAAUCUGCCAACGGAAUUAGUAGAGGAGAUACUCUCUAGGGUUCCGGUGACAUCUACGAGAGCAGUGCGAUUGACUUGCAAAAAGUGGAAUACUUUAUCCAAAGAUGAGAGCUUUACAAAGAAGCAUCUCACUCAAGUAGUGAGAAGAGAAGGGGAGCUUCAGGCGAUUGUGUUGCUCAACUAUAGUCUUUAUCUGAUGAGCAUCGAUCGAAUUCACGACAAUGACUUUGAUCCGUCUGUGAAGUCUAGAGGUAAUCUUGUUAGCCUCAAUGAUUCUGAUAAACUCGUCAUCAUCACUCGAGUGUAUCACUGCGAGGGUUUAGUGUUAUGCCUCACGGAAGACAACUCUAGGCUCGUGGUUUGGAACCCGUAUACAGGGCAAACUCGGUGGAUCCGCGUUGAACUCAGAUCCGAUAAGCACAGAGGAAUCUGGUAUGGUCAUGCUCUCGGAUACGACAAGAGGAACCAUAAAAUCUUGAGAUAUUUAAAUGUUCCCGGGGCGAUGUAUGUGCACGAGAUCUACGAUUUAAACUCUGAUUCAUGGAGGGUUCUUGAUGUCACUCCAGACUGGGAUGUGGAGUUUGGUAACUACGGCCUGUCUUUGAAGGGAAAUACGUACUGGUAUGGUACAGAUAAGGUAUCCCGAGAAGACGUCCCUGAUUUCUUACUCUGUUUCGAUUUUACUAAAGAGAGGUUUGGUCCGCGUCUGCAUCUGCCUUUUGAGUCUUAUAGUGAAGAUGCUGUGGUUUUAUCUAGUGUUAGAGAAGAGCAGCUUGCGGUGUUGUAUCAGCACUGUGAAACACAUGAGAUGGAGAUUUGGAUUACCACCAAGAUUGAGCACAAUGCAUUGUCCUGGAGCAAGUUCUUAGCGGUGGAUAUGGAUCCACUCACAGGGUGUCGGUUCUAUAGCGGUGGCAGUUUCCUCGUUGACGAGGAGAAGAGAGCUGUGGUUGUCUUUGAUGAAGAUAAAAACGUAUCGGAAACCAAUCGCAACACAGCUUACUUCAUUGGAGAAAACGGUUACUUCAGAGAAGUGGAUCUCGGAGAGAUUACAACAGCAAAAGAGAUUUUCCCGCAUGCCUUCUCUUAUGUUCCAAGUUCUGUGUUCUUUGAGUCUGGAUCUGAUGAGAAACGUUAAAAACGUUCUUACCUUUUGGCAUCAAUUCUUCUUGUUUUCCUAGUCGUAUCCAAGACGCAUGUCAUCUCCUUUGUCAGAACAUGAACUGGCAAGUGGGUCUGCAACAUCACUAAAGCAUCUCUGCGUAUCUUUUUUCUCAUGGCCAUACCAUUUUUUAUUUCUUGAAGAGUUUCCGGUGAGAUAUACAGUUGAGUCUUUAGUCAGAUAUGUUACAAACUAAGUCUGAUUCUUGUAUUUCUUUCCUACCAGUGGGUUAUUAUUUUGUGCUCCCACUAUGUUUUUUCCAUUCGAUCAAUACAAGAAGCUUUUAGAUUA